CAAUUCCAUUUAAUCCAACAAAAGAUAACCUCAACCUCAACGUUGGUUAACCAGUGUCGGAAUCAGAGCAGAUUGAUAUUACAUUGUUUUAAUUAUGCGCUUAUCUAUUAUUUUUGAUUCUAUUUCGUUGAAUAUUAAUUGUUAAUCAAAGUAAGUAAGCACUGCUAAUAAUUGUGUCAUUAGAAAACCAGGAUACCAAAGUGAUUUUGAGAGUGGCUAGUGAGCGAUAUUUAACAAUUAGCCUAAUUACAAAUUCUUAAUUGACUGACUAAAAUGGUUUUAAUGGAAAAUGAUGCGUUUCUUUCAGAGUUGACCAAGUUAUUUCAGAGCAAGCGUGGUACUGGAGCAGUCACAGUUACAAUGAAGAAAUAUGAUGGUCGAACGAAACCUCAACCAAGAGAUGCCAGUAAAUCUCCAACAGAACCCUCAGAAUACAUGUGUCUUCUGAGAGCAAAGACUAAUAAUAAGAAACUAGCCACCAUAGUUCAUUCAAGAGAUGUGAAUAAAUUUCAAUUGGCCUACUGCAACCUACUCAAAGGAAAUUUUGAUGGACUGAAAAAAUUGAAAAAGACAAAAUCAAAAUCAUCAAAGGCAACAACUUAUCAGUGAUGGUUAAAGUGGAUAUGUGUUUUCGUUUUUAAGUUUUAACAAGAUCUUUAUAACAUUUUUAUUAAAAAGGUUUUAUUAUGAUUACAUUUUUAGACUGAAAACAUUGAAAAGGCAAAAGCAAAAUCAUCAAAGGCUCGGUGAUAUUUAAAGUGGAUAUGUGUUUCUGUUUUAAAAGUGUUUAUUUAGCAUGAUCAUUUAUCAACCAAUUUGUAUUAUUGAGGUUUUAUUUUCAUUACAUUUGUUGCAUGAGGUGUUAAAAAGUC
Macrosteles quadrilineatus (aster leafhopper) is the source of this 872-nucleotide messenger RNA. RefSeq names its product signal recognition particle 14 kDa protein-like. The transcript is spliced from 4 exons. The record is from RefSeq and is a predicted model, not a curated record. NCBI's taxonomy places the organism in Eukaryota, Metazoa, Arthropoda, Insecta, Hemiptera, Cicadellidae. The coding region runs from base 274 to 609 and encodes 111 amino acids. Gene Ontology annotation, molecular function: endoplasmic reticulum signal sequence receptor activity; 7S RNA binding. Gene Ontology annotation, biological process: SRP-dependent cotranslational protein targeting to membrane. Gene Ontology annotation, cellular component: signal recognition particle, endoplasmic reticulum targeting.